AACGUGUUCGCUCAGCACGUCUAGAAGAAACAUCUCAAAUGAGCCAAGCUAUGUCUACCUCAACGAUGGUGGAGACACUCGACAUGCCUAUGAUUGAUUAUAACGAGGACGGCGAUAUUCCUAUGGUGGCUUCCUCUUCCGAAAACUGGUUACAACCCUUGUCCCACAUGGACGAGGAUGUCCACCAUUUCGACCCCUCUCCUCAGGAGGUUGAUAUGAUGAUGGCAUAUGAGGAGGCAACGACGGAGUAUGACAUGGAGGACGACGCUGCUCAACCAUCGGAAGCGGCUUUCGAUACGAAUUUAGUCGAUGCAGAGUUGUACGAUGCCACAAUCCACUCAUCACCCCUACCUCCUGCCACCGCAGAGAUAGCUGAGACCCAUAGCGCACAAUCGGGUGCUCCAGUAGUGCCUGAUGCAUCCGUUGAACAGAGACAUGUAGACGAGCAACGGCAAUUUAACGUGACUCUGGAGAGCGAGUCCUCCUUGAUACAAAGAUUUACGACGUCAGAUGCGACGCGGACUCUCGAUAAUUCAUCUGCCGGCAGCGAAACUCAGCAUCCCGACUACACGUCAACUUCGGGCGUUGUCGAACCUGUUGACGAACAUCAGUCGGCCGUGCCUGAACAAUCUGAAGGAUAUUCUCUCGCGCCCCCUCAACCUUUCGAGGACAUGAGCAACGAUGCGGGUGGUACCGUUAAUGAAACACCGUCUGAACAUCUUUCUACCCAUCCACAAGUGGAAGGCUCCGAAGAGCAUUCUAGCGUUGGACACACUGAGAAGUAACUGAGAAUGAGCAUUUUGAUGACGAGGCUAAUGAUCAAGAACCUCAUGCCGAGGACGGUGAGGAGAAUGACGAUGCUGCCGCCCUCGCUAGCGAGGAGCAGCCCGAACUCCAUACAACUCAACUUGUUCACGCUCAGCCUCCGCCGCCCCCGAUAUUGCUUUCCCUACAAGUUACGUCGACUGAAGGCGAUCAACCCGAUUUUGUGCUUUUUAACUUGCCAGAAGUAAGCUCUCAUACGACUGAAGAACCUUUGGUACUAUUGCAACAUCACCCAUCCCUGUUUUAUGAGCCUAUAUCCGCUGUCUUCGAUGCAUUCCGGCAGGAGGAAUAUUUUUCUCAUUUGGAAGAAAUUUCUGAAGCUGAGAUGGCGAUCAAUGCCCAUGAACUUCAGUUAGUAAUAUCCGAGGACAAUGUCUAUUCUCGUGAAGUAUCGCUUCAGGACCUUUAUGCGAUGCACCAAGGAGUUGGACUGCCUGGUCACCUACGAUUGACAUUGCAAUCCAUAGUUCCCAGGUUCAUCGUCCGGUACAACGUUCUGCGGGAUCAGAUCACUCGACUAGUACUCGGCGAAGAACCGGAAGAGGUACAGCAAGGUAUAGAAGACAGUAUCGGAGACAACGAAGAACACGAGUUGCAAGCUCAAUUGGAGGGUGCCCCACAAGAAGGCCCUGAGCAUGAAGAACAGGAUUUGGACUCCACGAAACAAGCAGAAAUUGAAGAGCAUGAUAGAGAAGGACAAGAUCUGGACAAGAACGACGAAUUGCAAAACGCCGAUGAUGCUCUCGCCGAGACCGGAGUCGAGGAGAGCACUGAAAGGCACACUGAGGAAGCAGAACCUGGUGUGAUUACUAAUGUAGAGCAGAGUGAGCUUGAGCACGAGGCACAGAGACCACUGGAGGCGGUUGAUGACGAGCCCGAAGAGAACGAUGGCGCGGCUGACGUUCUCGACGCAGAUGCUGUACAUCCCUUCCCUCCGGAUGAUGCUGAGCCAGCACUUGAUGAACAUGAAACAGAGUACGCUGAUGUAACUGAACCACGCGAAGAAGACGAGGAGAGUUAUGAAGAUGAGCUUAAACAAGAUGAGGAAGACAAUAUAGCCCCUGCUGUAGAAGAGGACCCGUCUGCCAUUUCAUCAGCAGGUGCUGAGUUAAAUACAGAUAGCCCUGCUGAACAAAAGCCUACCUCAGAAGCGGACGAUGCACGGCACGGAGUAAUCUCACAAUCGGUUUCUACAUCAUCCUUUGGUACGGAUGACACGUCGUGGGAAGUAGGGCUUGACGAAGGCGAAGAAUUAGGUAAUACAAAACAAGAGACUGACCAUUCUGAACAACAGACAGCGGCAAAUGUAUUUGAUGAAGAAGGUAAUCUAGCUGGCGCUGAAGAUGAACUCGAUGGAUUUGGAGACGAUGACUUUGGCGAUGACGAAUUUGAUGAAUCGGCGGAAGGCACACUAGACGAUGUACCAGAAGAAACUCAAGAGUUGACACACGAUACGAUUUCCUUGCACGAGCAGGAAGAUGCUGAUGCAGAUUCACGAGCUGUUCUGGCGGAAUCCGAGAAAUUCGUGUCGGAACUGGCGACAGAUGGAGACAACUUCGGAAACACUAACGAAGAGUUAGCUGAGGAUGAGCAACAAGCGAACGAGGUUUUUGAAGCCGCGACGUCCAAGCAUUCAACUGUCGCGGAAGCUGCUUCCAACGAACCCAUGACCGUGCACAAAAAUCGAUCUAAGCGAAGCCUAGAUGAUGCCGAGUUUGACGACGAGGAUUUCGUCUCUCCACCUAGUUCCCCAAAUUCAAAACGCACAAGGACGCUUUGAGGUCCAGACCUAUGGACCCCCCGUCAUUCGGCAUUUCAUGAAACGUCCUCUAUCAUGUUGCUCGUACGAUGCACACGAUGAAGGCAGAACGACACAUUGCAUUCAACACUUAAUUUAUAUCCGUUUAUAUCCGUUUAACUGGUAUCGACACGCUUCGGCACGAAUUAAAACAGGUCUAAGUACUUUCCUUCGUAUUUUAAUUCUCAGCACUUUACAUUUCGCUCUUACGACAUGCUGCAUUGAGUUAUUGACCUCAUUUUGGUGUUCCUCAUGUCAUCUGCUAAUCUUUUUAGUUUCGAGGCUCUCUCCAUCAGUUGGGACGGGAUAGAUAUAUGAAAGCCAUUAGUCAAAUGAUAGGUGGUUGGUUGACUGGCUGGUGGGCUGGUUGGUCGGUAGAAGAAAAGGCAUUCUUGUGGCAGCCACAACUAAUUUUCCGUGACUUCCAUUGUACUUCUUAUAGCAAUCUUUCUCCUUCAGUUUCGUGUAUUCUAUACAGUUGCGACGAAAUGUGAGAUUCUG
Fomitiporia mediterranea MF3/22 is the source of this 3124-nucleotide messenger RNA. RefSeq lists its product as uncharacterized. The transcript has 8 exons. Lineage: Eukaryota; Fungi; Basidiomycota; Agaricomycetes; Hymenochaetales; Hymenochaetaceae. The coding region runs from base 1151 to 2605 and encodes 484 amino acids. The record is from RefSeq and is a predicted model, not a curated record.